Molecule: messenger RNA, 1525 nt
Organism: Bacillus rossius redtenbacheri
Lineage: Eukaryota; Metazoa; Arthropoda; Insecta; Phasmatodea; Bacillidae
Gene: mRpS5
Product: small ribosomal subunit protein uS5m
Exons: 10
Coding region: 32-1423 (463 amino acids)
Biological process (GO): translation
Cellular component (GO): ribosome
Molecular function (GO): structural constituent of ribosome; RNA binding
Source: RefSeq, a predicted model, not a curated record
UAUUUACGUUGGGCUUUUGUUUGCACUCAAAAUGGUGCUCACUCCAGGUUUGUUGAGGUUAUGUGGAGCAACAAAAAUAUUAUGCUGCAGAUUAAUAUCAUCUGGUCACGCGUCCCAGGUGCUACAUGUAGAACGCCAUUCAGGGAUCGCUCCGCAUUGUUUCUGUGUCGCGCAGAACGUGCGUCUUUUGUUUCCGCUUGUUCUGCCCUGCCGGAACACCAGCUUUUUCAACAAAUUGACAGCGGAGGAGCUGUGGAAAGGCGUGACGAGCGUCAGCAACUCCGGGAAGAAGCGCGGCCGCGGCAAAGCAGUCGGCAGGAAGCUGGCGAGGAACCUCAACCGAGGGCAGGUCAUCGGCGUGGGCCAGGCCAACAUGGUGUGGCCGGGGCUGAACGCGCCGGUGAUCCGCGGCCGGGAGCUGGUGGCCCAGCAGCAGCUGCCCGAGGACAAGGAGCGCCUGGAGAAGCUGCUCAAGCUGAGGGACUCGAUGGGCUCGUUCCGCUCGCUCAAGCUGCUCCCGAUCGAGCGCGGCUGGUCGGGCAGCAAGAUGCCCGGCCGCAGCAUCGGCCCGCCCGAUCCCGUGGGCGAGGAAACUUUUGAAGGUUUUGAUACCAAAGUACUAGAGAUGAAGAUGGUGUUCAACAUGAAGGGCAACCACGGGCGCACGCGCCGCCUAAGCGUGGUGGCCGUGACGGGCAACGGGAACGGCCUGGCGGGCUUCGCGCUGGGCAAGGCCGUCGACACCAAGGCCGCGCUGCGCAAGGCCCGGAACCGGGCGGGCCAGAAGCUGGUGUUCGUGGAGCGCUACCGCGAGCACACGGUGUUCCACGACUUCUUCACCCAGUUCGGCAAGACGAAUGUGUUCGUGCAGAAGAAGCCGGAGGGCUACGGGCUGGUGUGCCACCGGGCCAUCCGGGAGAUCUGCCUCAUGGUCGGGAUCAAGGACCUGCACGCCAGGGUGGAGGGCCCCACCAACCUGCAGCACAUCGUCAAGGCCUUCUUCCUGGGACUCAUCCGGCAGAAAACCCACGAAGAGUUGGCGGAGGAGAAGAGGCUACACCUGGUGGAGUUCCGCAGAGAGAACGACUUCUUCCCCACGGUGGUAGCGUCGCCCACCGUGUGUCGCACCGAGAAGGAGAUCCCGGCUGACGAAGUGCUCGACUUCACCCAGUAUGUGAUGGGCGACAGAGUCGUUCUGCAGAGAAAAAAAUUUCCUCCAUUUUUUACGAAGCUACCAUCUUGGGAAUACAAAGUAAAGAAAAUGGAACAACUGAGAAAUCUCGAUAAGGUGAAGCGACACCUGAUCGCGGAGUACGGCGAGAUCCGCAGCUUCCACGCGGACAAACACCCCGAGUGCCGCCAAGUGCAUCCGAAGCCGCGCGGAGCGGAGGCACAGUCGCAGUCGCAGGAAGCUGAGGCUUGAACGCUGUACGGGGACACGUUGUGCUUCUGAACUUCUUUGUAUCGUUUCUACAUUUGUAAAAUAAAAUAACUCUGUUUUUUAGUUACUAGUUAACAUUUUCAA